Meleagris gallopavo (turkey) is the source of this 4620-nucleotide messenger RNA. Its product is annotated as potassium voltage-gated channel subfamily A member 1. The record is from RefSeq and is a predicted model, not a curated record. Gene Ontology annotation, molecular function: protein binding; delayed rectifier potassium channel activity. Gene Ontology annotation, biological process: protein homooligomerization; action potential; potassium ion transmembrane transport. Gene Ontology annotation, cellular component: juxtaparanode region of axon; neuronal cell body; voltage-gated potassium channel complex. Lineage: Eukaryota; Metazoa; Chordata; Aves; Galliformes; Phasianidae.
CCUCUUCUGCAACUCCCCCCCUCCCGCUGCCAGAGCUGCAUCAAACAGCUCUCAGGUUUCUGCUGAUACUGCAGCGUCAAGACAUGGCUCGAGUUUUCUCCUCUCUCUUACGUAUUCAGCAGUCCAUUUGCUCUUGCCACAUGCGUCCAUCUCCUGCCUCCUGCUGCUGCUGCCGUUGGGACGAGCCAAGAGCCACUCCGGAGAUGCGGUUGCGGGACUGCGGCUCUCUCACGACUCUCUAGCCGACGCUGUCCAGCGCCCGGCUCCUUCUCCAGAUGUCUUAAAGGAAGAGAUUGGGAGAGCCAGCAGAUACUUAGGACAGCUUUUUUUUUGUUGUUUAUUAAUUCAAGCCUUCGGAAAAAGACACUUUGCAUGCUCUUCCACCCGCCGACUCCCUCACUGCGGUUUUCGGCAGAAACUACUUAAACCCCUUGAUGCAGCCUGAGUGUAUGAAUAUUUAAGUGUCUCGCAGGCAGUCCUGUACAGUGAUUGCUGUAUUAUCAAGAAAGGUGCAAGAGGAGGAAGGUUGAGUUUGCCACUGCGGUUUUCGUUUUGCUCAGAUUCUUUUGGAUGGUGCUGCAAGACGGCUUGUCGCAUUCUGGCACUGGCUCCUAUUCCUAACCAGCGCAUCUCACACAGAGCAGCAUCCGCAGUGAUGAUCAAGUUGGCAAGAAAAGUGGCCGGAUCGAGUUAAAGGCGAAAGGAGACAGCUGGGGAGGGGACCCCAGCCAGGAGGUGCACCCCAUACACCCUGGCCUGGGGGGACAGGAUCCCUCGCCUUACCUGCCCUCUGCCCUCACCCCCCGAAGGUACUUCUCUCUUUCUUUACUGUCCCUUCAUUCCUUAUGCCACUUCCUGCAUCCCACCUUUUCUUUCCCCUUGUGGAUAUUUCCAGCCUUUAGGCUUCUCUUCCAGUCCUUCCUCAGGCUUCUCCAUUCCCACUCAUCCUGCAGUCUCCAAGCCUACCUCCGCACCCUGCCUCCCACCAUCCUCCAUUGAACUGCCUUUGCACUCUCUCCUCUCCUCUCCUCUCCUCUCCUCUCCUUUCUUUUCUUCUCCUCUCCUCACUUCAGCCUGGGUCCCCCAUUCUCUGUGCCACAAUGACUGUGAUGGCUGGAGAGAACAUGGAUGAGACUUCUGCUACCUGGACACCCCAGGAUAGCUAUCAGCCUGCUGCCCAUGAUGACCAUGAAUGCUGUGAGCGUGUAGUGAUAAACAUUGCUGGACUACGCUUUGAGACGCAGCUAAAGACCUUAGCCCAGUUCCCCAACACACUGCUGGGCAACCCCAAGAAGCGCAUGCGGUACUUCGACCCUUUGCGCAAUGAGUACUUCUUUGAUCGAAACAGGCCCAGCUUUGAUGCCAUCCUCUACUACUAUCAGUCUGGGGGACGGCUUCGCAGGCCAGUCAAUGUUCCCUUGGACAUGUUCUCUGAGGAAAUCAAAUUUUAUGAGCUGGGUGAGGAAGCCAUGGAGAAGUUCCGGGAAGAUGAAGGGUUCAUCAAAGAUGAGGAGAGACCCUUGCCAGAGGGAGAGUACCAGCGCCAAGUAUGGCUCCUCUUUGAGUAUCCAGAAAGCUCUGGGCCUGCAAGGGUCAUUGCAAUAGUCUCUGUCAUGGUGAUCCUCAUCUCCAUUGUGAUCUUCUGCCUAGAGACAUUACCUGAGCUGAAGGAGGACAAGGAAUAUACAGUGCAUCGUACUGACAACACCACUCAGGUCUACAAAUCCAACAUCUUCACAGAUCCCUUCUUUGUUGUGGAGACCCUAUGCAUCAUCUGGUUCUCCUUUGAGCUGGUGGUGCGUUUCUUUGCUUGCCCCAGCAAGACUGAAUUCUUCAAGAAUAUAAUGAACUUCAUUGACAUUGUGGCCAUCAUCCCUUACUUCAUCACCUUGGGCACUGAGAUGGCUGAGCGGGAGGGGACUCAGAAGGGAGAGCAGGCCACCUCCUUGGCCAUUCUGAGAGUCAUCAGACUGGUAAGAGUCUUUCGAAUCUUCAAACUCUCCCGGCACUCUAAGGGCCUCCAGAUUCUGGGACAAACCCUCAAAGCAAGUAUGAGAGAGCUAGGUUUACUAAUCUUCUUCCUCUUCAUUGGGGUAAUCUUGUUCUCUAGUGCGGUGUAUUUUGCAGAGGCUGAAGAACCUGAGUCUCAUUUCACAAGUAUCCCCGAUGCUUUCUGGUGGGCGGUGGUAUCCAUGACCACUGUGGGCUAUGGUGACAUGUACCCUGUGACAAUUGGAGGCAAAAUCGUAGGCUCCUUGUGUGCCAUCGCUGGUGUGCUGACAAUUGCCCUGCCUGUACCUGUCAUCGUGUCCAACUUCAACUACUUCUACCACCGAGAAACAGAAGGGGAAGAACAGGCUCAGUUACUUCAUGUUAGCUCCCCAAAUUUAGCAUCUGACAGUGAUCUCAGUCGCCGCAGCUCUUCCACUAUCAGCAAAUCUGAGUAUAUGGAAAUCGAAGAGGAUAUGAAUAAUAGCAUAGACAAUUUUAGGGAGGCUAAUCUCAGAACUGGCAACUGCACUGUAGCCAACCAAAACUAUGUUAAUAAAAGCAAGCUGCUGACUGAUGUAUAAACAAAAGACCAAAAUCCCCACUCACAGCUUGAAGACUUAAGUGACAUAGUCACACUUUGUAGAUGCUUUACCGAUAGUCUUAGAAUGCUUUAUUUACCUCGUAAAUGCAUUGUUGCAUUGUGAGUUUUUGUUCAGCGAUAAAGAGGCUUCCAGGAUCCAUGAAUGAUAAAAUUUUAUUUACUUUAAAAAAACCCACGUUUUCCACCUGGUAAAUGAUAAUUAUUUGAACUAGUUAGGUUUUAAACUGAAUGAUGCUAGACCUAAACUUUUCCUGUUCCAUCCACUUUUUUUUUUUUAAACACUCUUGUUCAACUAAGGAAGACAAUUUUUAAAACUGAAGCAUAUGCAUGGAUUCCAGUAAAAAUAUCCUGCAAACAUGCACAGUUGCAAGAGAGUGAAUCAGAUAAUAGUAAAAAAGUGUUAACAUGCAGCAAACAUUUAUCACUGUUUUUAUGAAGGGAUGCAAAUUUUCCCUCUGCACCCUAUGUGAGAACUAUGUGGUACAUAGUUCCUACAUACACGUCAGCACCUUAUUUAAAUACACUUGAGGCUGGUCUUUUUUCUAUCCAUAGAAGAAUUGUUUAAAAAUAGCAAACAGAACUGAAGGCAAACCAUUUGCACUGCUGCUAAGUUCUCUCAUGCGCAGAUGAUCUUAAUGCACUUUUCCCUGUCCUGAACUGUAUACAAAACUUCUAGUUCUUCUGUUGCAAGACAGCACAAUAUAGUUUAAGCAUGUUUGAAUUUGAUGCUAUUUAUUUUAUAAUCGCAUGCCUGAAACUUUACCUCAGACAAUAAUGGAUAAGCUUUUGUUUGAAAUGAAUCUUCUAAAAAUAGGUCCUUUAUCUCUCUUCUUUUUUUUCUUUUUUCUUUAUUUUGGGUUGCAUUCACCAGAAGUGCACUACUUAACUUACUAAAUUGUUGACUAGUACUUUAAAGUGUAUGGUAGUCAAAUGGGAACAAUAACUUUUGGAGAUCAAAGCAUGUUCAAAUAUUCAGCAUUAUGGCCUAUUUGAAUAACGCGUAACUUUAAUUAAUUAAUGCAUGAAUUCAAUAAUAAUCAUAAAAAAAAUAAAAAUUAAAAAGUGCUUAAUAAAUCAAAGGCCUGAAUGGAAGAUUAGAGAAACCUGUUUCCUGCACUGCUCAGGAAACCAUGUUGACUUUUGUCCAGGCAUUGUCAGAAAGGGAUAUAUCCCAUCUCUUAAAGGGAAAGCUAUAUGGAAAGCUAAGAAGACAAGUUAUGUAUAGCAGCACCUAAAACCUAAUAUGCUUUAUAUUUGAAAGAUGUAGAUGCAUGCUUUUUGGUGCAUUCUCAGAAUGUAAAUGAAACUUAUCUACUAUAUGCAUCCAAAUUGCAGCAGCUGUGGUUUUUUUUGUUUUUGUUUUUGUUUUUCAGUCAUUUGAGAUUUUUUUUGUAUUCCCCUAAAACUCACUGAAGAGACUUAACUGACUGAUUUAAAUUGUUGUGCAGUGCCUUUAUCUUAUAUCCUCUAAACUGCUGAAAGUGCCUCCAGGAAUUGAGCUAUCAGAGGUAAAGAAAGGGCAAGGACCAACACACUGGAAGAAUAGUUCUGCACUGCCUCUUGGCUCAGCACAGAAAGCUAUGGAGAAGGAAGGAAAGAGCAACCAUGAGUAAGAGCAAUCCAGAAGAGGCAGGAGAAGCAAACCAGCACCCUGUGAGAUAACUUCUUUCCUUUGCUAGUCACUGUUGCAAGGCUUAGCAUUUUCUUUUGCCAAAUAAGUCGCAGCUGUGUUUAUUUAAGACUUAAAGUUUCCCUAAGUUUCUUAUAGGGAUAUCACUGCCUUCACUGUAUCUGCCCUUAAGAGCAGCCCGGCAGAGAAGGACUUGGGGGUCCUGGUGGACAAGAAGCUGGACAUGAGCCAGCAGUAUGUGCUUGCAGCUUGGAAGGCCAACUGUGUUCUGGGCUACAUUAAAAAAGGGGUGGCCAGCAGGAGAGGGGGUGAUUUUCUCCCUCUACUCAGUUCUUGUGAGGCCCCAACUGGAAUACUGCGUUCAGGCCUGGGGCCUCCAGUACAGGAAGGACUUGGA